CGCGGUUGCUCUGCUAAUCCAUACUAGCCCAACUCUCAUUGCGCCGCCGCCCUUCACCGCCGCACCCUCCAAAACCCUAGCCCCCGUCUCCUCCCGCCGGCCGGCCGCGAUGCCGAACCUGGAGUGCCGGAUGUACGAGCCGCGGUUCCCGGAGGUGGACGCGGCGGUGAUGAUCCAGGUGAAGCACAUCGCCGACAUGGGCGCCUACGUCUCCCUCCUCGAGUACAACAACAUCGAGGGCAUGAUCCUCUUCUCGGAGCUCUCCCGCCGCCGCAUCCGCUCCAUCUCCUCCCUCAUCAAGGUGGGCCGCCAGGAGCCCUCCAUGGUGCUCCGCGUCGACCGCGACAAGGGCUACAUCGACCUCUCCAAGCGCCGCGUCUCCGAGGAGGAGGCGCACGCCUGCGAGGACCGAUACAACAAGUCCAAGCUCGUGCACUCCAUCAUGCGCCACGCCGCCGACACCCUCGGCGUCGACCUCGAGCCGCUCUACCAGCGGAUCGGGUGGCCGCUCUACCGCAGGUACGGACACGCCUUCGAGGCCUUCAGGCUCAUCGUCAACGACCCCGACGCCAUCCUCGACGUGCUCACCUAUGAGGAGACCGAGACCGGCCCCGAUGGCCAGGAGGUGACUAGGGUCGUGCCGGCCGUCACUCCAGAGGUUAAGGAUGCCUUGGUUAAGAACAUAAGGAGGAGAAUGACACCACAACCACUCAAGAUCCGUGCUGAUGUUGAGAUGAAAUGCUACCAGUUUGAUGGUGUUCUACACAUCAAGGAAGCCAUGAGGGCAGCUGAAGCUACUGGAAAUGAUGAUUGCCCUGUGAAGAUUAAGCUAGUUGCUCCACCACUUUACGUUUUGACCACACAAACACUUGACAAGGAUCAAGGGAUCAGAGUUUUAACAAAAGCACUCAAAGUUUGUGCGGACACGAUUGACAAGCACAAGGGGAAAUUGGUGGUGAAGGAAGCAGCUAGAGCUGUGAGCGAGAAAGAGGAUAAGCUGUUCACAGAUACGAUAGAAAAGCUGAAACUAGCAGGCGAGGAGGUUGAUGGUGACGAGGACAGCGGAGAGGAGGACGAAGACACGGGCAUGGGCGAAGUAGAUUUCACAAAAGCUGGUGCGGGCACGGAGUGAUGCUCCUCCAACACUGUUGGAGUUGGAUGAAUUACCUGUACAGCAGCGCCAGCAUUCAAGGGAAGGAAGGAAGGAUGCUUGGUUGCUACUGCUUGCAUUGCUUGAGGAGGCAUGAAUGACUCUGUUAGAUCUUAUUAGAUGGUGGUUAUUGGUUCGGUUUGUAAGCUAGUACCUGGUAGUCUUACAUGUUGAUUUGCUUUUCUUGGCACGCUAAUGCUGUCACCUGCACUCUCGCUACCUGUUUGCAUCAAUAUAUUUUAUACGUGGAAUUUUCCUCGUGGUUGCUUACGAGCUGUUUC
Molecule: messenger RNA, 1431 nt
Organism: Brachypodium distachyon (stiff brome)
Lineage: Eukaryota; Viridiplantae; Streptophyta; Magnoliopsida; Poales; Poaceae
Product: eukaryotic translation initiation factor 2 subunit alpha homolog
Exons: 5
Coding region: 110-1132 (340 amino acids)
Cellular component (GO): eukaryotic translation initiation factor 2B complex; multi-eIF complex; eukaryotic translation initiation factor 2 complex
Molecular function (GO): translation initiation factor activity; ribosome binding; RNA binding
Source: RefSeq, a predicted model, not a curated record